UUGAUGCUGAUGAGAUUCGCCGACUUGGCAAGCGUUUCCGCAAGCUGGAUCUUGACAACUCUGGCUCACUAUCCGUAGAAGAGUUUAUGUCUCUUCCAGAAUUACAGCAGAAUCCAUUAGUUCAGCGAGUCAUAGACAUAUUUGAUGCCGAUGGCAAUGGUGAAGUGGACUUUAAAGAAUUCAUCCAAGGAAUGUCACAAUUCAGUGUGAAGGGCGAUAAGGAGAGCAAGUUGCGCUUUGCCUUCCGAAUUUACGACAUGGACAAUGAUGGCUAUAUCUCAAAUGGGGAACUAUUCCAGGUCCUUAAAAUGAUGGUGGGCAACAACCUGAAAGACACACAGCUGCAACAGAUUGUGGACAAGACCAUUCUCUUUGCCGACAAGGAUGAAGAUGGCAAGAUCAGUUUUGACGAAUUUUGUGCAGUUGUUGGCAACACUGAUGUCCACAAAAAGAUGGUGGUUGAUGUUUAAGUUUGCAGUCAUGGUUGUUGAUUUGGGUGCCACUGGCCGAAGGUGCAGUACAUGUUAUGCUUUCUUUGACUUCUGUCUCAUCCAUUAGGUGACUUUUUUGAUGACACAUAUGUCGUCUGGGUACAUCCUCAUCAGUGUGGGGUACAGAAACAUCCUUUUGAUACUCAAGAUGAAGGCACAGUGUUUUUAAUAUAGCAGAAUGCAACAGUGUGGUGAGCAGAUCUUUAGAUUCUGCUAGCUGAUAGCUCCUUAUGUGUCAAAAUUUGUGGUGAAAAUGUAAUCCUUAAAAGAAUAAUGGGAAUCUACUUUGAUAUUUGUGUAGUUAUGGCUAUUAGUCAACUUUUAUCUGUAGUUCAGUAACACUUUCAUUUGUGUGCUUUUUUCAUGUGGAAAUGUUAACUGUCAUACCCUAUGAAGUGGUAUCAUGGAUUUAAGGAAUCAUAUAUUGUUGUUCAUUAUUAUUUAUAUGUGUAUAAUUAUUUUGAUUUUUCCUUAUAGAGCCAAGGCUCAGGUGGCACUCUGCUGGUAAUUGUUUAAGACAUAUUGAUAUUUCUCUUCAUGUUUGAGCUUAUGUAUGAAGUGUUUAUGCAUUUGAUCUCAUACACUUAACUCCCUGCAUAGCAUCUAUAUAGUAUAAAUAUCCCCUUUAUUUCAGAACUGAAGUUGUUGAUCAUUGAGUAGUAGUAAAUUCCCUCACUUCAUACAUGCAUCACAAUAGUUUUUGUUAUAUAUUUGUAAACUUGUGGACCGUAACAGAAAUGUGGUUUUGCAAGACUUUUCUAUUUUAUGUAUUGUGCAUAAUUACCUGUAACACUCCCUGAGGAGGCAUAUGGCAGGAUCCUUGGGGAGUUCGUGUCAUCGUGACUGGAUGGGGAGGCUCAAAUUCUGAGUGUACUUUGCAGGCCCUGGGUGGCUGUGUUGGCAUCUAGUUUAGGGCCUCUUAAUUUUUAUCUGGGAAGAGAGGAAAUUGAAUGCAAGGUCAUAGCCUCCUGUUGAUUUGUAUUUUUCUUUUUUUUUCUUCUUAAUUUCACAUUUGAUGUUUGAAAAGUCUUGGAUAGAAUUUUUGGAAUGGCAACAACAUUGUGUAAGGAGUUUCAUGCUAUACAUGUGAAAGAGAAAGGAAAAAUGGAGGGCUAGUUUUGUCUCACCGAUAAAGAAUCGAGUUAGGUUUUCAGUAAGCAAGAGUUAAAUUGUUGUAUUAACACAUUUACAGUGUGUAUGUAUUUGUUUAUUUUUUAUAAUUAUUAUUUUUUUCUAUUACAAGUGUACACCUUCAGAAUUUGGGCCAGAUAGGGUUGUGUGUACAGACUGGCCUCAUUUCUUCAUCAGUUAGAGGCUAAUAAUAAAUAGUUUCAAAAUAUUGUUGUUAGAUGUAUGUUUAUGUACUUUCAUAUCAUUUUUAAAGAAAGAAGUUACAGAGUAAGAAUGAGGAUGUAGCAUGACCCUAGGCAAUUAGAACUCCAUCAACCUACGUGCAAUACACCUGCUCAGGCAGAAGUCCUGUGCGCUGCUCUAGCUAGUCAAUAUUGCUCGGUCACUAUAUAGCAUGAAAGCCGCCACAGGCUGUUCCUAACAGCUGUUAUUGCAAAAUAUUUUCUAAUGUUUCAUGAAAAGCAUUUGAGCCAAAUCUGUUCAUAUUACACAGUAUAGUACCCAGAAGCUAAGUGAGUAAAAAGUUUCUACAUUUAUAUUAGCUGAGUGGGAGAAAUAGUCAGAUGUAUAAAUUUAUCACUCAAGAGUAUAUUGAACUUGUAUUAUAAAGAUAGGUGGUGUGUAACAUGAACUCAAGUUAAUAUGUAAUGACCUCAUUUUCAAGACAAAAAUUAAAAAGUUACCAAUUGCUGUGUGACUAUAUAUUGUUUAGGUAAUAAAUUGGUUCCCUUUCUAUCAAGUUGAAAAAAGGAAAAUGUAGGUUAUUGGGCUCAAUGAUGUUGAUCUUGGAGUCUCUUGGCUUUCCCUCCAUAUAUAGGACCAUGUCUCUUGUAAAUUUAAAAUCAUGCUUCUGGUGUUCUCGCUGUGAGAAUUGCGAAGAGGAAUGUUUUGUAUAUGAAAUAUUUUAUCAUGUCUAAUUGUCAGGUAUUUGUAAACUGUAGAAACCCUUUGUUUGUUCUAGUGUCAUCAGAGAUGUAAGAAAUUGAAUUUAUUUCAUAUAAGCCAAAUAUGGCUAUAUGUUGUCUAAUGAUUUAUUAAAAUUUCAAAUAAUACUCUUUAUGUCAACCCCUUUGGAACAAUGCCAAUGGCAAGAUUGCUCAAGAUGACGGGAAUCCAGAGAAAACCUCUUAGGGUAGAGUGAUCCUAUUAUAUUUUUAUAUUUUAAUUUAAUUAAUUAAUUUUUUUUCAAAUCUAUAUGUUCAUAGUUGGAAAGUAUCAGGAAUCCAUGGUUUUUAAAAUCUUCAAUUAAGGUUCUUUCUAAAGAUAAAACGUUUUAUCACGCGUGUACAUGUACCCCCCAACCCCAUCUCCACAUCCACAUGCCCCUCCCCCCCCCCCCUCCUCAUAUAAAAAAACACAUAAAAUUACAUGGAAUUACAUUAUUUAAAAUCAUAUUACAUACUCUCAAAUGAACAUUAUAACAUUAUAAGCACACCAGUACUUGUACACAUUUAUUUAUGCACAGAUAUAUACAUACAUCUAUAUGACUACUACUGGUGUAUAUACAUAUGAAUAAAAAAAAAGAAAGUAUAUUCCUCUGUGUAUAUUAUGCAUUUAAAUAGAUGAUUUAUUUAUGUACUUUUUAAAAUCUCCCUUUUCCUUGACAUGAUGACAUGUUUCAUUUGUUAAACAAUCCUUCAUAUGAACCUCGUACAGGACUACUUACAUUAUCAGAAAAAAAGUGUUUACAUACAAACAAGCAAGACAAGAUAUGCCAAUGUUUGGAUAUAGCAUUGGCAAUUUUUUCUCCACUACAUAUGAUCAUCUUUGACAGCAACACAUACUAGAGAUGAUGAGGAAAGGUCAUUUUUGCCUGUGCUCUCAUGGGGGAAGGUAGGUUGAAGCAAAAAGCCAAUUGCAGUUAUUCCAAAGGGGGUUUAUAUUUAUCUUACGCUGCAUAGUAUUGUUGUAAGUGUGCAUGAGGGCUGAAAGGUAAAUUUGUAAUGAUUGGAGCAUUAUUUUCAUCAAUAUUAUUCUCAUUAAUAUGAAGGAUAUUUGUUCUUGCCAUUGAGACUGUUGGUGUUUAUAUCAUUACUGGCUAGGAUAAAAGAUUUAAAAAAGAGAAUGUGACAUGAUAAUCUAGAAUAGUGCAUAUUAUAUUUAUCUGUGAACUUUAAUUAUUUAUGUGCAAGAAGUUCCCACUGUAUGUAAGGUCUUUUUUUUUUUUUACACACAAAGCUACAUCAGAUACUAUAAGAAUUUGUAUAUGGCUGGUUAACUUUUUGAUAUUUAAUGUUUUUGGUCACAAAGGAGGAGUAUUUAAACUGCAGUUUCCUUCUAUUAUUCCUCAUUAUGGGAUAUUAAGGGAAUUUUUAAAACUUGAUGAACUUACAGAUAAUGAUACCAGAAUGAUGUUCAACCUGAAGGAAAGUGUUCAUUUAAAAAGUACUUAGCAGUCUGCCUUUAAUAUUUAUCUUGAAUCUACAGAAAAGGACUGCAGAAACUUUUGGUAUUCUCAGGACUUGGUCAAUUUGGUCAUAGUAUGUUUUCAGAUGUUUACUUAUUGUGUAAUUGUGUGAGACUUGCAAUGUUAUUAUCUUUUGACAGUGAAUAUUAUUGAAAUUUAAAUAAAGAAGCAUUUUAUGAUUUGA
Molecule: messenger RNA, 4213 nt
Organism: Penaeus vannamei (Pacific white shrimp)
Lineage: Eukaryota; Metazoa; Arthropoda; Malacostraca; Decapoda; Penaeidae
Source: RefSeq, a predicted model, not a curated record